AUGAAAGUCACCAUCAAAGAGUGGAAUUCAGUCGCCACAUGGCAGUGGGACAUACCCGAGGACGACGUCUGCGGCAUCUGCCAGGUGCAUUUUGACGGGACGUGUCCGACGUGCAAAUACCCCGGCGACGACUGCAGCCUCUUGUCCGGAAAAUGUGGCCAUAAUUUUCACAUGCAUUGCAUCAUGGAAUGGAUUAAACAAGAGUCGGCAAAGGGACAAUGCCCAAUGUGUCGACAACCAUUUGAGUGGCAAGAUCAAGCCAAUGAGCCGGAUGGACCUAACGAGGCUCCUACACAAACGGAAUGA
Trichoderma citrinoviride is the source of this 306-nucleotide messenger RNA. RefSeq names its product RING/U-box. The coding region runs from base 1 to 306 and encodes 101 amino acids. Gene Ontology annotation, cellular component: anaphase-promoting complex; nucleus. The transcript is spliced from 4 exons. Lineage: Eukaryota; Fungi; Ascomycota; Sordariomycetes; Hypocreales; Hypocreaceae. Gene Ontology annotation, molecular function: ubiquitin protein ligase activity; zinc ion binding; cullin family protein binding. Gene Ontology annotation, biological process: anaphase-promoting complex-dependent catabolic process; positive regulation of mitotic metaphase/anaphase transition; protein ubiquitination. The record is from RefSeq and is a predicted model, not a curated record.